AUGUCCAACUGGGCCGCGCUCCAGCGGGAGCUACUGGGCUCGGGAAAGAGCAAAGAUGAAGCUGGGAAGAGCAAGGACAAGGGCAAGGGCAAGAAUAAGAGCAAGGGCAAGGGCAAGGGCAAGGGCAAGGGCAAGGGCAAGGGCAAGGAGACGCUGACUGGCAGCAGUGGGCAGGAUGGGCGAGGCGCUGAGAGCGGCAAGCGGGCACGGAAGCGCAAGAGGGACAGCAAUGGUGAUGGCAUCGGCGAUGCGAGGGAUAAGCGAUGUGGAAGCGAUGGCAAGAGCAACAGCAAGAAGACGAAGAAGCAAAAGCGGGGUGGGGCAACGAGCAGGUCGGAGGCGACGCUGCAUCUUCAUCUGGCAAUGGCGCUGGGGCUGCCGUAUCCGAUCGAGGCACUGCCGUCGCCACGACCGCUCUUCUGCACACCGAGCUCGCAUCCUAAGCUUGUGGAGAAGCUGAUGGCGACAAGCUAUGCCGGAGCGGUGAUCGAGGACGGGGCAAGCUCGCUGGCGGCGAGCGACCACGCCAAGUUCCACGCGGCGAUGAAGGUGCUCAAAGCCCGCGGGUGGUUCAAGUUCGACUUUGUGCAGCCGGGCAAAAUCGAAGAGCUGGGGCCGACGUAUGUGCGGCGAGUGGUGGUGGGCGAGCCGGGAAUGACAUACAAGUACCUCAACGCACGGGUGUUUGCAGUGCCGUGGGCUGGGCCGGCGCUCGAGGCUGCCGAUGCCGCGGUUGCAGGCGCACUGGGCGCCAUCCGCGAGCUCAACGAGGUCAUGAUUGCCAAGGGCAAUGCGCAUCUGGAAGCAGCAGGUACACCCGGCUCGACGUUGUUCAAUCUCACCCUCAUCAACGACAUGGACGUGCUGACAGGCGAGGGCGAGGGCAAGCCACCACCGUUUGAGGGCCUUGGGCGCGCCGUCGUCUCGUGGCACCAGGACACAUCGCUGGAGGACUGGUCGACGAUCGGGGUGUACCAGCUGACGGCCGAGAACGAGACUGCGCCGUGGCACGUCGGCUUAAGGGUCAUCUACGACGAGGUGACGCCCAAGCUGGCGCUCCCGCUCGACCACGGCGCGAUGUACUUUCUCCUCGGCGACUUUAACCACCACCACCAGCACGUCGUGGUCUGCGGCUCGUCGCACCGGUACUCGUCGACACAUCGAGUGACCACGACCGAGCACAACCACUUCGACCGAGUCUUUCCACGGCUGACCCGGGCGGUUCGCAAGGCCAAGAAGCUGACCAAGUCGCCGGCGGCGCUGCGGGCGCUGCUUCCGCGACCGGGCUCGACUUGGGACCUGCUCUGCGAGUCGUUUCUGGUCUUGGAGUUUGAGUGGAUCCGCCAGUACUGGUGGCACGGCGCAACGCACCACAAGCUCCAGCGCGGGCUGGCCUACUGGCCGGAGCGGGUGGCCCAGCUGGAAAAGGCAUGGGCUCAGCUGCUUGCGCUUUUCCGCGACGUGGCGACGCUCACCGCCUCGCGGCCGCAGUCCAAACUGGCCGCUGCCUUUGCCAGCUUGCAGGCAGACGUAGCGCGCGAGCGCGAGGCCUGGCGUGCACGGUUUGCUGCUGUCGACGCAAAGGUGACUGCCGGCGAAUGGACGGGCGUCGACCUUCCCAUCGACUGGCGCCGGUGUCCAGUUGCGCACGGCGCAAGCUCGCUGGUUGGCGCGACCGACUAGUCACGGUGGCGGUGGCGGUGGCGGUGGCGGUGGCCAUGACCAUGGCGGUGGCGGUGGCGGUGACCAUGGCGGUGACGUCGCCGGCGAUGAUCGUGGGACGAAGACGUAGAGCGGUGGCGGG
Thecamonas trahens ATCC 50062 is the source of this 1804-nucleotide messenger RNA. Its product is annotated as FATSO protein. Gene Ontology annotation, biological process: DNA alkylation repair; RNA repair; regulation of multicellular organism growth. The transcript has 2 exons. The coding region runs from base 1 to 1683 and encodes 560 amino acids. Lineage: Eukaryota; Apusomonadida; Apusomonadidae. The record is from RefSeq and is a predicted model, not a curated record. Gene Ontology annotation, molecular function: ferrous iron binding; mRNA N6-methyladenosine dioxygenase activity; broad specificity oxidative DNA demethylase activity.